Messenger RNA from Pochonia chlamydosporia 170, 897 nucleotides. Its product is annotated as U3 small nucleolar ribonucleoprotein IMP4. NCBI's taxonomy places the organism in Eukaryota, Fungi, Ascomycota, Sordariomycetes, Hypocreales, Clavicipitaceae. The transcript is spliced from 2 exons. The record is from RefSeq and is a predicted model, not a curated record. Gene Ontology annotation, biological process: rRNA processing. Gene Ontology annotation, molecular function: rRNA primary transcript binding; snoRNA binding. The coding region runs from base 1 to 897 and encodes 298 amino acids. Gene Ontology annotation, cellular component: Mpp10 complex; small-subunit processome; nucleolus.
AUGAUUCGUAAGCAAGCACGACAACGGCGAGACUAUCUCUAUCGGAGAGCCCAGCUCCUUCGAGAUGCAGAAGUCAGCGAAAAACGAGCAAAGUUGCGGGCAUCAUUGGCAUCAGGCAAACCCUUGGAUCCUUCCAUUGCCAACGACAAGUCCCUGAGGAAGGACUACCAGUACGAUGAGUCGGCACCGGACAUGAGCACGAACGAACAACUAGACCUAGACGACGAAUAUGCACAACUCUCAGGGAUUGUCGAUCCCCGAGUUCUUGUUUCAACCUCAAGAGAUCCUUCCGCCAGACUUUCAGCAUUCGCAAAAGAGAUACGGCUAUUACUACCCACGUCCAUCAGAAUGAACCGUGGCAACCUCAUUCUUCCGGAUUUGGUCAAAUCAGCCCAAUCGGCGGGUCUUUCAGAUAUUGUCCUGCUUCACGAACACCGCGGUACGCCAACGGCUCUCACUCUAUCACACUUUCCGCACGGACCUACGAUGUCGUUCUCGCUGCAUAACGUUGUCCUUCGCCAUGACAUUCCAGGAAGCGUACGAGGCACAGUGAGUGAAUCGUAUCCUCAUCUUAUUUUCGACGGCUUCACUUCACCACUGGGAAAGCGCAUUGUCAAGAUCUUGAAGCAUAUAUUCCCUCCAAGGGAAGCAAUUACUAGCAAAAACAAGAUGGGGAACCGAGUCGUCACGUUCAAGAAUAUCGAGGACAGCAUUGAAGUUCGUCAUCAUGUAUUUGUGAGGACUGGCUACGACAGCGUUGAGCUGGCUGAGGUUGGUCCACGGAUGACUAUGCGGCCAUUCGAGAUCCGUGGAGGAACGCUCGAGAACAAAGACGGUGAUGUGGAAUGGCACUUGUCUCAGUACACAAGAACGGCAAAGAAGAAGAAUUAUCUUUAA